This is a messenger RNA of Polyodon spathula (Mississippi paddlefish), 1564 nucleotides long. Its product is annotated as WD repeat-containing protein 61-like. Gene Ontology annotation, molecular function: protein binding. Gene Ontology annotation, cellular component: Cdc73/Paf1 complex. Bases 416 to 1333 code for a protein of 305 amino acids. The record is from RefSeq and is a predicted model, not a curated record. The transcript has 11 exons. NCBI's taxonomy places the organism in Eukaryota, Metazoa, Chordata, Actinopteri, Acipenseriformes, Polyodontidae.
AGGUCGGUAUCCUGUACUGCAGCCAUUACACAGCUAAAGUAGUUAAUGUUUGGCAGCAAAUAAGCGUUUUUGUUACUUUAAAAAAAAAGUGACGGGAGAUGAUGGGUUCCUCUGUUGUCCUGACAAGAACAUUUCGUGGUACUUUGUAGGCACUGCUCCAUGGCCCACUUACCCGGAAACUGUUACGGGACUACUGCUUAUCUAUCCACAGUAGCGCAGAGUAAUCAUGGCGGCGUGGUGUUGCCGAAGAAAACAUUCAGGAUUUUCAUCGGUGAAUAAAAAUAAUUAAAUACAAGACACCCUGGAAAGAUGAGACCUUUUAUUAUUUUUCUUUAGAACACCGUGCAUUACUAAGUACAUUGACCAAGCAACAGUAAAUUCUGAACCAUUCAUAAUUUUGCAAAAAGAAUAGAAAAUGAGCAUACAGUACAGCAUACUUUUCAAGCAAGAACAUGCUCAUGAUGAUGCUAUUUGGACUGUGGCAUGGGGGAGGAGUGAGAAAGAUGGCACCGAUACUAUAGUGACAGGGUCAUUGGAUGACUCGGUAAAAGUCUGGAAGUGGACAGAUGAGAAGCUGGAGUUACAGUGGUCUCUGGAAGGUCAUCAGCUUGGGGUGGUGUCAGUGGAUAUAAGUCACAAUGGUGCCAUUGCAGCCUCCAGUUCCUUAGAUGCCCACAUACGUCUCUGGGAUCUGGACUCUGGCAAACAGAUAAAAUCAAUGGAUGCAGGACCAGUGGAUGCUUGGACCGUGGCCUUUUCUCCAGAUUCCAAGUACGUGGCUACAGGAAGCCAUCUCGGGAAAGUUAACAUCUUUGGUGUGGAGAGCGGGAAGAAGGAAUUUUCUUUGGACACUCGAGGGAAAUUCAUCCUUAGUAUUGCAUAUAGCCCAGAUGGGAAGUAUCUGGCCAGUGGAGCUAUAGAUGGAAUCAUUAAUAUUUUUGAUAUUGCUACUGGAAAACUUCUCCACACGUUGGAAGGUCACGCUAUGCCGAUUCGAUCCCUGACGUUCUCGCCAGAUUCUCAGCUUUUAGUAACAGCUUCGGAUGAUGGCUACAUCAAGAUAUAUGAUGUACAACAUGCAAACCUUGCUGGGACUUUGAGUGGCCAUGGAUCUUGGGUAUUAAAUGUUGCAUUUGGUCCAGACGACACCCACUUUGUUUCAAGCUCAUCUGACAAGAGUGUCAAAGUGUGGGAUACUGGCUCAAGAGCAUGCGUGCACACAUUCUUUGAUCAUCAAGAUCAGGUGUGGAGUGUUAAAUACAAUGGAAAUGGUUCUAAGGUAGUGUCUGCUGGAGAUGAUCGGGAAAUCCACAUAUACGACUGUCCAGUUUAAUUGUGGUUUAAGAGACUGGAAGAGUGAACAAACUGACCCUGCAGUAUGGAAGAUAUUCCCAAUGGCUCUGCACCCGAUACAUCAUAGAACAGCCUGUGUUGGCAUAGUAUCCAGAUACUUUUAUUAUAGUCUAAUGAAAACAGCUGUAUAAACACAUCCCGAUGUUCAUUAUGGAUACAACUGGGAAAAACAUUUUUCUUUUAUUAAAAAAAGAAGCAUUUAUUCUGCUCA